Messenger RNA from Plasmodium gaboni, 3429 nucleotides. RefSeq names its product putative AAA family ATPase. Gene Ontology annotation, cellular component: cytoplasm. Gene Ontology annotation, molecular function: ATP binding; ATP hydrolysis activity. The record is from RefSeq and is a predicted model, not a curated record. The transcript has a single exon. Lineage: Eukaryota; Apicomplexa; Aconoidasida; Haemosporida; Plasmodiidae. The coding region runs from base 1 to 3429 and encodes 1142 amino acids.
AUGAAUAUUAAUUUUUAUGUUUAUGAUGAUGAAGCAGAUGAUGAAAUAAUUUGUAGUAAUUUUAAUGUAUACUGCUCAGAUGAAUUUUUAAAAAUUCAGAACAUUGAAAAAAACAGCAACGCUAUAAUUUAUCAUGAAAUAAAGAAUGAAGAAGAAAAAGAAGAUGUAAGUAAUAUUAGAAAUAUAAAUAUGAAUAAAAAUAAUGAAGAAAAAACAGAAAAAGUGAAAGAACCAAAUAAUGUACAAAAUUUUUUUGUAUUAUGUUGUUUUAAAAAUUAUAAUGAAUUGAAUAUAAAAAAAAAAUUAGAAAAUAAUGGAUUAUAUAUUAAUAAAUAUAUAGUUAGAUGUCUAAAUAUAGAUAUAAAAGAAAAAGAAGAAAAAUAUAAAAGUUGUAAAGAUCAAAAUAAUAAUGUUAAAAAAAUAUGUACACUAAAAGUAAACAUAAUAAAACCUCUAUUAUUUAUACCUAUUAAAGAAAUUAAAUUAUAUGUUGAACAAGUCUUUAAUCAAUCUUAUGAAUAUUUAAAAAGUUAUCAAUAUGAAAAUAUAGAUAUAUUACAAUCAUACUGGAAUAAUAUUAAAAGUAAAAACCUAGAAAAAUAUAUUAACCUUUCUUUAUUAAAUACAUGUUUAUUUGUUAAUAAUUUUUUUAAAAUAAGUAUAUUAGGUGUUCAAUCUUAUAUAACAGUUAAAAAUAUUAUUCUAACGAACAACAAUAAAAAGAAAACAAAAAAGAAAAAUAAAAGGAAAGCUGAAAAAGGAAGUCUACAAGAUAAGCAAGAAAAAAAUAACAACAAAAAUAAUGAAAAUAAGAACAAAAAUAAUGAAAAUAAUAACAAAAAUAAUGAAUAUAAUAACAAUUUUUGUGACAACAACAAUUGUGAGGACAACACCCAUUUUUGUGACAACAAUAUUGUAGUGCCUUUUAUUGAUCAUAAUUCCAAAAUUGUUAUUGUAACCAAUGAUGAUAUAAGAAACAAUGUAGAUGAUAAAUAUUUUAUAAAUGAGUAUGAAGGAGAAAAAAAUAAUAAUAUAAAUUUCAAUCCUAUGAAAAAUUUGAAUUUAAAAAAAAUGAUGAUAAAUAAAAAAGAAAAAAAAGGAUUAAAUAAAUUAGGAGGAUAUAAUAAAAUUAAAGAAGAUAUAUAUUAUUAUAUAUUAAUUCCUUUAAUAUAUAAACAUAUAUAUAAUCAAUAUCAUAUAGAUAUACAUAAAGGUAUAUUAUUACAUGGUCCUCCAGGGUGUGGUAAAACAUAUAUUGCUUUAUCAAUAAAAGAGGAAUUAUUAUUAUUAAAAAAGAAAUUUUAUAUGAUUACACAAGAAAAAAUAAAACAAACAGAAAUAAAUAAUAAUACAAAGAAGUAUCUUCAUAAUGAUGAUAAUAAUGAUAAUUAUUAUAAUAAUGAUGAUGAUUAUUCAUAUAAUUGUGAGAAUAUUAUUAACAUACCAGAAAUUGAGAUAUUAAAGAGUACAGAUCUAAUUGAUGAUAAUAAUACUGGAUAUAAAAUUAAUGAAUUAUUUUUAAGAUGUCAUAAAAGAUAUCAAGAAGAAAAAAAAUGUAGCAUAAUUUUUAUUGAUGAAAUAGAAAUCUUAUGUAAAACAAGAGAAGAAAAUAAUAAUAUGAAUUUAUAUACAUCUGUAUUAUUAAAUAAUAUGGAUGGUAUCAAAAAACAUACACAUACUAUUCUUAUAGGUUCUACAAAUUAUAUUAAUAAAAUUGAUCUAGCUUUAAGAAGAAGUGGACGAUUUGAUAAAGAAAUUGAAGUUAAUCUCCCUAAUUUAAAAGAUAGAAUCUCUAUUUUUAAAAAGAAAUUAAAUUUAAUAAAAAAUAAUAUAAAUAAAAAAAAAAUACAUAAGUUAGCAGAUCUAUGUCAAUCCUUCACAUGCUCCGAUAUCAAUUCUUUAAUUAAUAUUUCUAUGUUUCUAAACAUAAAAGAAAAUAAAAUUAUUUCACUUGAUAUAUUUAACAGAUCACAUAUUAAAACUUUACAUCAUACAACCAAUAUUAAGAAGAACCAAGCAGGUGUAUGUUUACAAGAUUCGAUUGAAAGAAAGGUGUGUGUAAAUGAAAUGGAAGAUGAUAUAUCUGAAAAUAAAUAUAUAAAUAUAAAAAAUAAUAAUAAUAUAAAUCAUUUGUAUGAUAAUUCCUCAUCAAAUAUACAAAAGAGUAUGUGUAAUGAUAAAACAUUGAUUGAUUAUAAUAAAAAUAAUUUAUAUCCUUUAAAAUAUAAACAUAUAUUGAAAGCAUUAAAAUAUAUAAAACCAUCAGGAAUGAAAGAAUUAUAUAUAGAUAUUCCAAGAACAAAAUUUAAAGAUAUAGGAGGCUAUAAAUUUGUAAAAAGAUGUAUAAAUGAAUGUUUAAUAUAUCCAAAAAAAUAUAAAAAUAUAUAUGAUAAAUAUAAUAUAGAUAGUCCUAAGGGUAUAUUAUUAUAUGGUCCUCCUGGGUGUUCUAAAACUUUAUUUGCUAAAGCUAUAGCAAGUGAAAUACAUAUGAAUUUUAUAAGUGUUAAAGGACCUGAAAUAUUUUCAAAAUAUGUAGGUGAAUCUGAAAAAAGUAUAAGAAAUAUUUUUAAAAAAGCUAGAGAAAAUCAUCCAUGUGUUAUAUUUUUUGAUGAAAUAGAUUCUAUAGCUGUUAAUAGAAAUAAUAAUCAAAAUUUUGUAUCAAAUAGAGUAUUAUGUCAAUUAUUAAAUGAAAUUGAUGGAAUAACAAAUAGAUUAAAUGUUAUAAUACUUGCUGCAACCAAUAGACCAGAUUUAAUAGAUCCAGCAUUAAUGAGACCUGGACGUUUUGAUAGAAUUAUUUAUGUACCCUUACCAAAUUAUUCUUCCAGAUUUUCUAUAUUAAAAAAAAAUCUCAAAUUUUUUAAAAUUAAUAAUUUAAUUCAAUAUGAUAAGAAAAAAGAUAUAAUAAAUCAUCAUAACAAUAAGGAUAUUAAAAGAGAAUCUAUUAUAGAUCAUAUACAACAUAUUGAGGAUACAAAUAAUUCAAAUGACCAAACAAUCAACAACAAUAUUACACAAUCUUCUUAUGAUCAUAUUGAAAAUUAUACAUUUAAUAAAAAUAAUAAUAAAAUAAAAACAAAUAAUAAUUCAACUUUAUAUAAACAUACACAUACACCAUUUAUAAAUCUAUGUCACCUCUUAGCAAAAAAAACAAAGAAAUAUAGUGGAGCAGAAAUUGUUAAUAUAUGUAGAGAGGCAUCUAUAUGUGCCUUAAGACAAACAUUAAAAGCAACAAAAAAUAAAAACAAACAAAGUAUUAAGACGCAAAAUAAUAUUUCUCAUAAUGAAAAUAAAUAUACGUUUCAUAAGGAACACCUUAUUGGAUUAAGUAAGAAACAUUUUAUUCAAGUGUUAAAAAAAAUGAAACCUCAAACAAGUCAAUCGCUAAUAAAUUUUUAUAAAAAUUAUAAGGAGCAAAACAAGGUAUAA